This is a messenger RNA of Telopea speciosissima, 856 nucleotides long. RefSeq lists its product as uncharacterized. Bases 256 to 612 code for a protein of 118 amino acids. The transcript has 2 exons. The record is from RefSeq and is a predicted model, not a curated record. Lineage: Eukaryota; Viridiplantae; Streptophyta; Magnoliopsida; Proteales; Proteaceae.
UAAUAUUUGAAGGUAGUUUAUAUCUCAUUUUAGUUAUAAUUUCCGUUGUGUCCUUUUAUUUGAGAUCUAUUUUUCUUUUUAAGCACCAUAUAUCAUGACCUCAUUAUCAAUAAAUGAACCAUCUUUUUUCUACAUCCAUAUGCAAUUCACCUUGUAGCUUGUUGAACAAACAGGGCAGAGAAGAUAGUCUUCUAAUUAGUGCAAUUGUGGAAAAGCAAGGUGAGAGGGCGAGGCAUAGGGUUGUCAUAGAGUAACAUGUUUGCCACUGCAAUUCGGUAUUUUGUAAAGAAACCAAAGCCGAAGAUGAAACCAAUAGAACUGAAGACUCCACCAGAACAAACACAGACCAUCACCCGGGCCAUAUUUGACAUCUUGAAGGAGCAUGGUCCUCUCACCAUUGCUGAUACUUGGGAACAUGUUAAGGAUGUUGGUUUGAGAGGAUUGACAAGCAAAAGGCACAUGAAAAUAGUGUUGAGAUGGAUGAGGGAAAGGCAGAAGCUUCGGCAAAUUUGCAAUCAUGUGGGGCCCCAUAAACAAUUCCUCUACACCACCUGGUUCACGAAGUCCAAUAUCAAGCCCUUGAAACCAAGAAAUAAUUCUUAUGGACCAUAGCUGCUAGCUAGUGGUGUUUCGUGGUUUCUUCACAGUUACUUCCACUUCAGAUCCUCAAAUUAUGAAGUCUGAGAUGCUGUUGAGGUUGACAGUUGCAUGAGAACUCAUUGACAUUGGAUGUGUAAGUGAGUUUUAUUCACUGUAGAGUUAUGCCCAUCUGAAUUUAUUUCUGCAUGAUGCAUGUGUUCUUAGGAAACUGGUCUAAACUCACAUCCAAUGGCACAUCAAGGUAUCAUUUAUGUGA